UAUCAGACAUCCAAGUCCAUCUGUAGGUUUUGACGGAUUGGACUAAGCGUUGUUGAGAUCGAAAGCCCCUGACAGAGCGCUAAGAUGCUGAAUAUGUGGAAGGUCAGGGAGCUGGUGGAUAAAGCCACCAACGUGGUGAUGAACUACUCCGAGAUCGAGUCCAAGGUGCGAGAAGCCACCAACGAUGACCCUUGGGGCCCCUCGGGUCAGCUGAUGGGCGAAAUUGCCAAAUCCACGUUUAUGUACGAACAGUUUCCUGAGGUGAUGGGUAUGCUGUGGACCAGAAUGCUUAAAGACAACAAAAAAAACUGGAGACGAGUUUACAAAGCCUUACUACUGUUAGCGUACCUCAUCAGGAACGGCUCUGAGCGGGUUGUCACCAGCGCCCGGGAACACAUCUACGACCUGCGCUCGCUGGAAAACUACCAUUUUGUAGACGAGAACGGGAAAGACCAGGGCAUUAACGUGCGACAGAAGGUCAAAGAGAUGGUGGAGUUUGUCCAGGAUGACGACCGGUUGCGGGAAGAGAGGAAAAAAGCGAAGAAGAACAAGGACAAAUACAUCGGCGUCUCCUCCGACAGCAUGGGAGGUUUCAGACAGAGUAACUCGGGGGAACGCUUUGACUCUGAGUCGAAAGGCAAGUGGGAUGAUGACUGGGAUAAGAGUAAAGGUGUGUUCCCCUUCAGCGAGAAACUGGGCGAGAUCAGCGACAAGAUCGGCAGCACCAUCGACGACACCAUCAACAAGUUCCGCAAGAAAGACAGAGACGACUCGCCCGACCGAAUCAGCGAUAAUGAAGAGGACAGAGUUUCGCGGAACGGCCAGCCCGCAAAGUCGGAAUUCAAGGACGAAGAGGAAACGGUUUCUACGAAAAGCGCCCCGGUCACACCGGCAUCCACGGAGACGGCGACCACGACGACGGCCAGCGCGCGCAAACGCGGCGCCGUCCCCUCCAAAACGGUGGACCUGGGCGCGGCGGCACACUACACGGGCGACAACAGCAGCCCAGACGCAGACAACACAAAGAAAUCCGUCAGCCAGUCGUCAAGCGGGGGGCUGGCCGACCUGUUCAUGGUGGAUUCGGGGUCGAGUCAAACUGCACCCACAGGUGGAAACUCAGAUCUCAUCGGAGGUUUCGCCGAUUUCUCUUCCCCUGCUGCUUCUGCCAGUCUGCCCUCAGCCACUGGCACAGCGUCGAGCGGUAACGGUGAGUUCGGCGACUGGAACGCGUUUUCUGCCAGUCCGCCGUCCUCCACGUCCCAACCGCAGGCCGUACCAGAUCUCCUCGGCGAUGUGCAGGCCCCCGCUGCCCCGCCGACGGCCAAGACGUCCGCUCCCCCGCCCUCCGCCGACCUCUUUGACCUGAUGACCCCCAACCACAGCAGCCUCAGCGCCUCCCAAAGUUUGACCUUUAACCUGGGCUCCACACCAAACACGGGAAUGCCAAUGUCGAGAUCUCAGACUUUAGGGGGACCCAUGCACAGUUUAGGGGGGCCACUCCUGCCGCAGCAGAUGGGAGUGCAGAAGCCUGGGGGGAAGAUGAAUUUGCCCCCCACGUGGUCGGACCCCAGUGUUAACAUCAGCCUGGAUUUCCUGUCUGCAGGCAUGAAUCCACCCAAACCCUCUCAACCCACCUUAAACACCAUGAUACAGCAAGGUGUCCAGCCACCAUUGAACAUGGUCACACAGAACUUUGCUGGCAUGAACCUGAGCGCUCAGCCGGUGCCAGUGCAUGCCAGACCACCUCUCAACCCCAUGAUGACGGGCAGCGGCGGGGGCGGCAUGGGUGUGGGCAUGCCCGCCGCCAUGGCAACAGGCACCAUGGGAAUGGGCUCGAUGGGGAUCGGCGGAAUGCCUGUCAAUCAGGGACUAAUGGGCGUGAACGUGGCGCCCGCUGGCAUGGGGCUUCCCACAGGGCUUGGCAUGCCAGUCAUCAUGGGCCAGAGCAGUAACCCUGCCAUGUUGCCGCCAAAACAAGAUGCCUUCGCAAAUUUCGGCAACUUCGGAAAAUGAAGGGGUGUACGGCCGGGGAUCCGUGGGACUGGUCCAAACACACACAACACCUUCCCGUUUCGGAAGGAGCUGCCUACAAAACACAGACGAACUGACCAACUCGCCCAUGUCACAACCUUCCAGUCAUUUCUCAUUAUAUGUUACAGAUAAGAGAGAGAGAGAGAGAGGGGGGAAAAAAAAAUCAAAUCAUGACAUGUUUGUUCCUUUUUCACAGGGUGGGCGGGCAGGGCAGGGCAGGACAGGUUUCGUAAGGGGUCUAAAACAUAAACGUUAUCGACUUAAAAGGGUUUUUUUUUUGUCCUCUGUGGUUUGGCAUGUUUGCUGACGUGUUACGGGACGGGGACACCGGAUGGCGUGCGUCCCUUUGUCCGCAUUCUUUUCUA
Messenger RNA from Chanos chanos (milkfish), 2396 nucleotides. Its product is annotated as clathrin interactor 1-like. The transcript is spliced from 12 exons. Gene Ontology annotation, biological process: endocytosis. The coding region runs from base 85 to 2013 and encodes 642 amino acids. Gene Ontology annotation, molecular function: phospholipid binding; clathrin binding. Gene Ontology annotation, cellular component: clathrin vesicle coat; endosome; plasma membrane. NCBI's taxonomy places the organism in Eukaryota, Metazoa, Chordata, Actinopteri, Gonorynchiformes, Chanidae. The record is from RefSeq and is a predicted model, not a curated record.